Messenger RNA from Penaeus indicus, 4511 nucleotides. RefSeq names its product epidermal growth factor receptor kinase substrate 8-like. Gene Ontology annotation, molecular function: actin binding. Gene Ontology annotation, biological process: Rho protein signal transduction; regulation of Rho protein signal transduction. Bases 282 to 2960 code for a protein of 892 amino acids. Lineage: Eukaryota; Metazoa; Arthropoda; Malacostraca; Decapoda; Penaeidae. The transcript is spliced from 21 exons. The record is from RefSeq and is a predicted model, not a curated record. Gene Ontology annotation, cellular component: plasma membrane.
CAGGGGCGACUAAGGACUCCACGAACCACUCUGCUCCCAGUUUUGACCCGGAAAUUUUGGCCGGAGGAGUAGUACGUGAAAGGGUGUGUCAGUGCCGUCCGUCCGCCCGUCCGUCCAUAAGUCCAUUCCGUCCGUCUGUGACUGUGUUGUGUAGGAACUUUUGUAUAGUUGUGCUGAGGACUUGCGGCGGAUUAUGCUUGGAUAAUACGGUGUUUUGCGAGGAGAGCGAGGAGGGUGAGAGAGAGGGAGAGAGAGUGUUGGGGUGAGAAAAGGCAAACGUCAUGAACGGGGUCGGGAACGGCUACUACCGCGACGACCACUGGGACGACGACGUCUCCCGCACGUCCAGCUUUCAGUACCAGGAACGGAGCCAGUAUGAAGGAUGGGAGUCAGAUUACCACAGUGGCUACAGUUCGGCAUACGACAGAGACCGGAUGUCGCCCUAUAGAUCAGAUCACCGUGGCCAUUCCACGGCCAGCAAUGGUUAUUCAUCAGAUAAUGGAUCCGUCGGGAGUGCCGAGGAUGGUCCGACCUACGUCCUGGAGCACCUGGCCACCUUCAGAGUGUCACCAGAAUCAGACCUCGUAUAUCCCGCAGAUGGGAUGCGACGUCUUCUACACAUGGAGAAAACCUCAGGAAUCUGGACGCAAAAGAUGAUGUUGCGGCUAGACAAGAAAUGGGUUUGCAUACAGUCACACGAAAAUGGGGACACUGUGGAAAAGUUCCCUAUGGAGUUGAUAAGGGAGCCAACAGCAUUUACAAGUGAAGACCCAAAAGAGCUGUACAACAACAUUUUCAUCUUCAUUGUGGCAGAGGAUCCUAAGCGUAACUACCAAAACCCAACAGAAAUGCACAUUUUCCAGUGCUUACGAAUUAGCGCCAAAGAUGUGGUGGAAGACAUGAAGCUUUUCAUGUCUGGCAAGGGAGUGCCUGGGCGAGGGCGAGCAGCCAGAGCCGGGCGUGGAGAGCACAUCCCACCUCCCCCUCAGGAGCCAGCGCCUGAACCUCCACUUGGAAUGAAUGGAUAUCGAGCAGACUUCUCGGACAGCGAAGUGCGCGGCGAGGCCCGUGGUCCUCGGUCUGAGAGGUCGAGCGUCAGCCACAAUGACGACGUCUCGAGCACCAGCAGCGAGAAGUACGAGCGGGACGUGGCCAUCCUCAACUCCUGCUUCGACGACAUCGAGCGCUUCAUCGCCCGGCUGCAGCACACCGCCGCCGCCACGAGGGAGCUCGAGCGCCGUAGGAGGUCCCGAAAGUCCAAGAAGAAAGACAUUGGUGAUGGCCUGCUGUCAAUGCGUGCCAAGCCUCCACCAGAGAGGGAGUUUGUUGAUAUCUUCCAAAAAUUCAAGCUGUCAUUUAACUUACUGGCAAAGCUGAAGUCCCACAUUCAUGACCCAAAUGCCCCAGAACUUGUACAUUUCCUAUUUACUCCACUGGCACUUAUUGUUGAUGCUUCACGCGACUCAAACUACGGGCCGAACCUGCCUGCUAAGGUCCUGUCUCCCCUGUUGACCGCUGAUGCUAUUGACCUCCUCACCAACUGCCUCACAUCACGAGAGACAGAAUUAUGGCAGAACCUGGGAGAGGCUUGGUGUGUCCCUCGAAGCAUGUGGAAGUACAAUGUUCCACCUUAUCAGCCAGUAUUCUCAAGUGGCUGGGCACCUGAACUCUCGGAGAGUGAGCGGCACUCAGAGGUGGUUUCAGAUGGAAAAAGGAACAGAGAGGUCCGUCCGCGAAGUGAGGAGUAUGGCAGCGACUUCUAUGAUUCUGACCGACGAGAAGCAUCACCCCCACCACCAGGUCGUUACUAUGGACGUGAUGAGAGGCCACGGUCAAUGACGCCUCCCUCAGAAUAUCCUCAAGCAGGGAGAAGUGACAUUUCCCAAGACUCCAUGGAUCAGCCUACUUUUGAAAAGCAUCAGCGGCAGUGGCUCAAUGACCUCAAGUCACGCGGGGCUAAAAUUGUACAGGUGACAUACCCACGCACCGCCAAUAACGACAAAGAACUCACAGUUGUUCGUGGCGAAUAUUUGGAGGUGCUGGAUGACAGUCGCAAGUGGUGGAAGGCAGUAAAUGCACGGGGACAAGUUGCUCAUGUCCCACACACAAUAGUGACCCCAUAUGCCGCUGACCAGGAUGGUAAGGAAGAUUACCGUGCUGGUGCUCAACGGAAUGCCCCACCACCCGUCUGGAAGGGCAAGAAAGGGUAUGGCUCCAAUGAAUCGAGUGACGAAGAUGCUGCAGGUUCACGUAAGAAGAACAGUACAAUCCCUGCUCCCCCUCCCCCUCCACCCCCAGACUUUACCCCAAGUAACUCAGUGGCUAAGAGAACUCCUAAGCCUAGACCCAAUAAUGCAAACCAGAUGUAUGCUACGACGAAAUCUAAUGUGGACAUGAUGAAUGAGGAACUGAAGCUGGUGCUGGAGUCAUUCCGCCGACAGAGGCCACAUCUAGAUAUUCAGAAGACACCCGAUGUUUACAUAUACCAAAGUUCAACCCCACAAGAAGUGCAAAAAUGGCUUGAGAUGAAGGGCUUUUCCAAAAGAAUUCGGAAACAGUUUGAGGGUGUUGAUGGAGAGAAACUGUUUGCACUGGACCGGGACCAACUUAUUUUGCAUUGUGGGAAGGCCGAGGGCAUUCGGUUAGACUCUCAGAUCACUAUACAGCGUAAUGUAACAGGGUACAAGACUGCACGUUCAUCAGAACUUCGGCAGAUUCUGGCUCAGAGAAGGAACAAAGUUGAAGCCGACAAGACUGAUGCAAAAGAAUCAAUCACAGAAGACUUUAGCUUCCUUAGAGACUAUGAUAAGACUGGUUAUCAAACUGAUUCAGAAUCAGAAGAUGAUGAUAUGGAGGUCCCAGGUGCCUCAGGUGGACAUGCUGGUACACUUAAAGAACAAAUUAAAAAGCAAAGAAAGAAGAUACAAAAUCAGGCCCUUGAUGAUAAGGCUUCUCGGUGAAUAGCUUCCUUCACACCAGUUGUAGAUUUUAAGUAAAGAGAAUUGAUGUAAUGAGUCUAUAUUAUUAGUCAGUCCUCAGACCAGUGAGUUUUUAUAGCCCAAGAUAUCUAAAGCUAUUUGGAAAUUUUAGGUUUACAGUCAUAUCAUAUAUGUAUAGUCUCAUUAACCAUCGAAUGUAUAAUUAUAUAUAUAUAUUCCAGUGAGGAUAUUUAACCCCUAAUGAUUUGUGUAAUAUAUUUCUAAGCAUCCAGAGUAUUUAAGACUAUAGAUAGUGUAUAUCCAUGGCCAUAUAUAGGAUAGUUUAUUGGCUUAGGUAUGUUCAAGAUAAUAUGUAGCAGAAGCUGUUGAAUUGUUAUUUUCAUUUUGUACGAUGUUAGGAACUGUUUGUGUUGUAGAAUUUGCAUGUAGCAACUACUGUUUGCUUUUGCUGGGAAAAUUCUUACAGCCUUUAUGGUAUGUAACAAUCACUCUUUUAAAAUAAAACUGUAUCAUUAAGUACAUUUGUAACGUGCAUGGAGGUCAGUAUGUUAUUUUUUAUGUGAUAUAUUCUUACUUUUUUGUAAUUACCUGUUGAUAUGUUCAUAAUUGUAUAAAUCUAAUAGAGUGAAAAAUAAUAUAUACUUCAGAUAUGAUAGAGAUAUAACGUUGGUAUUUUCUCCAGGAACUAUAGCAUUUAUGGUUAUGUAGAUGUAGUUAUGGUACAGCUAAUAUCUAUCAGUAUGGGAGCAUAAGUAAAAGUGUUUGUAGUAAAGGUUAUAUCAUAACAUUCAGUGGAGAUAGUAAGGAAAACAAAUAACUUUUUCAUUACUAUAAAGUCAUAUAUAUUGCUCAUAUUCAGUUCCAAAAAGUAAGCUGUACGUAUUACCUUAAAGGUUGUAGCUAAACUGCUUAUAGUCUUUUUAGGCAACAGCUAAUUGUUCCUGGACAUAUUUACUCAACAAUGCCAUAUAUUAGGAAAUUGAUUUUUAUGUUUAUGAAAAUGGAUUUUCAUUGUGAUGUGGAUUACAAGGAUAUAUUUCCUUUUUCCUCUUUCUAGUUACUGCGAAUGCAACGAAUUUAGAAUAUUAGUAAUGGAAACAUUGAAAAUGUUCUGUAGGGGAUGAGGAAGGACUGAAUGAUCUUUGUCUAUAAGAUCAUUUUGGCAGUCUGUUGACAAUAAUAAUAAUAAUAAUAAUAAUAAAAACAGUAGUAAAGUCAGUAUUUCCAAGUUCCAAAAGGGAUAUUUCAGUGGAAUUUUCCUCUCACCUUGAAUUCCUGUACUACUGCGAUUACCAUUAUGUCUUUUUAAAACUACAUGCAAUGUUAGUUUCUACUUUGGAUUCCUCUUUGUAAAGAGACACUUGAGGUGAAGGAGACCUAUACAUUCCACUAGAAUUUCUUAGCAAUAAUCAUGUAUGUAAGAUUUGUAAUUUCUCCAGGGAUAGAAUAAAAAGGCUUGCAGUUUGUUCGUGUAUUGUAACGUCUUUUCUAUGGGGCUUUUUGGUGCCAAGAUGUCUUUGAGUACUUAUGUGUCUCAGAUGCUGUAAAUAAUAUUAAAGAGUGAUUUAUUAA